AUGUCGUCACCACCACCCUCCAACCCCCUCAAACGGCCAUCUAUCUCCUCCUCGGCCUCACAACCGCUCGGCAAAAAGCCGCGCAUGCAUCCACUGCGCCAGACCUCUUUCCCUGCACACAUGGACGCCGGCGAGCGCAGUUUCGGGGCCACAAGUGAUGCCGGAAGCGUGACAGGGAGCUUUACAGGGAGUCUCGGUGGAGCGAGCGCGGACGGAGUCUUUUCUGGUGCAGCAAAAGGCAAGAAGCGAGGACGGAAGAGCAAGGCCGAAAAAGAACGUGAGCGGGAGCGCGAAGAUGCCCUUAGCGCCAGGGCAGGAGAUUCUACACGAUUUGGGUCCGUUGAUAACGAGGGCUCGGUUCGAGGAGGUCCUUCUGGCGGUGGAGGAGGAGGCGGCGGUGGUGCAGAUGAUGGAGACGACGAUGACGACGAUGACGAGGGUGAGCUCCUUGGGCGGGAAGAGGGGACUACAGAUACUGAGGCCGAGAAGAAGAACCUUGCGAUCCUGGUUGAUGCUUUUAACCCUAUGCAAUCAGAGAGAUACGACCUCUUCAAGCGAGCGAAGCUGCGCAAAGAAACGCUCCGCCGUAUUGUCAAUCACGCUCUUUCUCAAUCCGUGCCUGCCAGCGUGGUGACCACAGUCAACGGUUUCACCAAGGUCUUUGCUGGUGAAAUGAUUGAAAUGGCACGAACGGUUCAGGUCCAAUGGGCCGACGCACACGAUCUAGCUGCACGAGAUGCAUUCGAGGCCGAAGAAGCCGCCGCCGAAGCCGCUGCACAGGCCAGAGCGUCAGGCCUUCCCCAAAACUCGAAACCCUCAACACCAACCCCGGGAGGCACCCCAGUUCCCGGCCCUGGCAGCGGAGUCAAGAAAGAACCUCAUGACUCCGACCGCACGCCUGCAUCCUCUAUCCCUCCUCACUCAUCUUAUCCCGGUACCCCUCUACGUCCUAAGCGUGAAUUCCGCCCUCCUCCAAACCCGCACCGUGGUCAGCUUCUUCCUUCACACUUACGCGAAGCCGUACGGCGUGUGAAGCGUGAUGGUGAGGGUGGUGGUGUUGGAUAUUCUGGGUUGAGUAUGGAGAACUUGGGGGUUCGCGGUGCGUUUACGUGGAACUCUGGAAGUGGUGGUGGAAGACGGCUGUUUCGAUAA
Messenger RNA from Penicillium nucicola, 1152 nucleotides. RefSeq names its product transcription initiation factor TFIID subunit 11 family protein. Gene Ontology annotation, cellular component: nucleus; transcription factor TFIID complex. Gene Ontology annotation, molecular function: transcription coactivator activity; protein heterodimerization activity. Bases 1 to 1152 code for a protein of 383 amino acids. NCBI's taxonomy places the organism in Eukaryota, Fungi, Ascomycota, Eurotiomycetes, Eurotiales, Aspergillaceae. The record is from RefSeq and is a predicted model, not a curated record. Gene Ontology annotation, biological process: transcription initiation at RNA polymerase II promoter; RNA polymerase II preinitiation complex assembly. The transcript is spliced from 2 exons.